Rubroshorea leprosula is the source of this 1657-nucleotide messenger RNA. The record is from the annotation of a GenBank genome assembly. Lineage: Eukaryota; Viridiplantae; Streptophyta; Magnoliopsida; Malvales; Dipterocarpaceae.
GUUGGAAGUCUGUGAUGAUUGCUCCGAAUUGCAGUAUGUAUAUGGUAGUAUGCUAUGCAAUUUUCAUUUAGUUUCACUUUCACUUUCCCUUUCCACCACCCUUUCAUUUCCCAAUUGAAUUUCCCCCGACCGCCGUCGUCUCUCCGGCUACGUCUCUUCGUCCUCAGGGUACGUUCACGUUUCGGUUUCCGAUGCAUUUUGUUGAGGAUUGUUUAUGAAGCAGAUAGAAACCUUGGAGGUCAUAUGCACAUGGAUGGACUACUUUACAAACGUUGAGGGAUAGUCUUUUGGGUUAUCACCGUCAACAAAUAUAUAGAAUGGCUCCAGCUAGCAGGGCUGAUAAGAAGGCUGUGGCAGAUGCAGCUGCAUGGAUGUUCAAUGUGGUCACAUCUGUUGGGAUUAUCAUUGUCAAUAAAGCCUUAAUGGCUACAUAUGGUUUCAGUUUUGCUACAACAUUAACUGGCUUGCAUUUUGCCACUACAACCUUGGUGACAGCUGUUCUAAGGUGGUUGGGUUAUAUCCAUCCAUCUCAUCUACCCUUCAAAGAGCUUCUGAAAUUUAUUCUAUUUGCAAACUUCUCCAUUGUUGGAAUGAAUAUUAGUCUGAUGUGGAACUCAGUGGGAUUUUAUCAGAUUGCAAAGCUGAGCAUGAUUCCAGUAUCCUGCUUUUUGGAAGUCAUGAUGGACAAGAUUCGAUACUCCCGAGACACAAAGUUAAGCAUAGCAGUGGUUCUUUUGGGUGUUGGUGUCUGUACCAUCACUGAUGUGAGUGUAAAUACCAAGGGUUUUGUAGCUGCAUUUAUUGCGGUUUGGAGCACUUCUCUGCAACAAUAUUAUGUACAUCAUCUUCAAAGAAGGUAUUCACUUAGUUCUUUCAACCUACUUGGACAUACUGCUCCUUCACAGGCUGGAACCUUGCUAUUAAUAGGUCCAUUUCUGGAUUACUGGUUGACAAACAAAAGAGUUGACACCUAUAAUUAUACCACAGUGUCUGUGAUGUUUAUAACCCUUUCAUGCACCAUUGCGGUGGGGACCAACCUCAGCCAGUUCAUCUGCAUUGGCAGAUUUACUGCAGUGUCCUUCCAAGUACUUGGUCACAUGAAAACAAUCCUUGUGUUGAUUUUGGGGUUUUUCUUCUUCGGAAAAGAGGGUCUUAAUCUGCAGGUAGUUCUUGGUAUGAUAAUAGCUGUAGCUGGAAUGAUUUGGUAUGGCAAUGCUUCAUCUAAGCCUGGUGGAAAAGAGCGUCGGAGCCACUCUCUCCCUACCAUCAGACAACAAAAACACAAUAGUUUGUCAGAAUCCAAUGAACUUGAGGGGAAAGUCUAGGGGUCCCAAUUUUAGAAUAAAUUGAGCAUACAACGGGUAGCUGAUUAAGGAAAUCAUCAGAGAUUAUAAAGCAAGCCAUUGAUUUAAAUUAUUUUGAUCCUGAUUUUGUAAUUCUUAUUGUAUUGAAAUUGAGUUCAGUUGAGGAAAAGGAUGAUAAAAGGAUGAUAUUUGGAUAGGGUUACUGGGUUAGGACUGUAGAUCACACUUCCCAGGAAAUUUUCCAUUUUCCUUUUUUGGUAGUAUAAUUUAUUUGUUCUUUUCACUUCGAGGGAGUUGAUUUUUUUCUCCCUCUAUUUUUGUAUUUUAAGCUGUUAUUUGAGUGCAAUUUGAUA